AUGUUCAUAAAGGGAGAUACCGAGGCACAUCACGGUCUCGAGCAUCAGGGUGUAUACAUAUAUAAGCCUGCUAGAAGUUCUAAAGCAAAUGAACCGCAGCAGCCUAAAAGGCGUAAACUGGCCCAUUUAUCUGAAACAACUCCUCGGGAUGAUGAACUGCCAUUCGUUCCACUCUUGGACGGCAAGGAGAGCUCAUCAUUGGUGAAGCGCCGUCAUGAUGCGUUUACAGAUUUCUGGUCCGUCCAAAGCCAGAGAAUUCAGGAGAUUCUUAGCGAGCUUGACUCCAAAGCCGUGAAAGAUCUUGCGGACUUCAUUAAGCAAGCGGGACCUGAGAGUUACGAGAACCGUAUUCCAUGUGGAAUGAUUACUUUAGGAUCCAAUAUCUCUUCAAUAUCGGGGCUCCUAGACCGGCUUCGUAAGCGGGUGCAAGCUGACGGCAUUGCGCAAGUUGCAGUAAUCGAAGCUGGAGACGCUGGGAGCGUAAAAAAUGUUCUGAAGACCCUCAUUCGGAAUAUUUUAUCCGACAAUAGCGCCGAAGAGACCGAUAUUAACUCUGCUUCGUGCCAUUUGGGCCCGAAACAUCUCCCAUACGAUUUGGAGCUAUUGCAUGGUUACGUACAGCGGAACACGGGGCAGAAAAUAGUCGUUGCCUUCAAGGACAGCGAAGCAUUCGACCACGGUGUUCUGAGUGAUCUGAUCUCUUUGCUAUGGUCAUGGCAAGAUCGUAUUCCUCUUGUUUUCCUUUUCGGCGUGGCAACCUCAGUGGACUUAUUUGAAUCUCGAUUACCUCGGUCAUCUGUGAGUUUGCUCCAGGGCCGAUGUUUCGACAUUCGCGACUCCGUGGAUUCUAUUCAGCGGAUAUUCUUUGAUCUAGAGACCUGCCCUGAUGGCACCCUAUGGCUCGGUCACAGGGUCAGCAACUUGCUCGUAGAGCAGUCGGAAGAUCACUUUCAAAGCCCCGAACGAUUUAGCUCUUCGUUGAAGUACACCUACAUGGCCCAUUUUUUUGCAAACCCAUUAGCGGUCUUACUCUCAAACGGUAUAUGUGACAAAGAUUUUCAACCAGAACUAUGCGAAGCGAUCCGGAACAUUCCGUCAUUUCGUAGGCAUGCACAGACACUACUGGACAAGAAGGAAACCAAAACGGUGAAAAAGCUCCUGGAUAACGAUGUAUUUCUGGCCCAGGAAGCCUUGAAUAACGUUAUUAUCGGCCAAGAAACCAUGAACCGUAUGUUUAAAUGCGUGGGUUCCCUAAAAAGAGUGUUGGAUGUUACCAGGACAGCAAAAACACCGAGUCUGUCGGACCUCGUUAUCCGAGCAGUUGGCGGGGAGCUGAACUCGUCGAAGAUUAUUAUCGAAGCGCUGUCAGCCAUCAAGAAGGUGACGUCCAACAUACUUGUGAGCCUCCUCAUUACACUAGGAGAAACAUUGCCAUUAGCAGGUGACUUGUAUGAUGAGCUUCAAACCCUUCUGUCUAAUAAGAAAGGUCCUGGAGUUUUGAGAACGAAAUACGACGACUCUCGCAUCACCCACAAAACCACUCUAGUUGCCCAGCGACUCAAACUAACAAAAGGCAGAGCGAAGCUCUCUGACGAAGAAGCCGAAUAUACUCGUAUAGUGGACCGUUUUCACAGUGGUUUCCGGACGUACUUGAUCGAGAAUCUUAUCCAGCCAACUAGCCUCUUUAUGCAUGAAGCUUUCCUAUAUGAUUUCAAAGGGCCCAUUGGGGAUACUUUCGUUCCUCGCCCGAGGUUCACAGUGGAACGUGCGCUAUCGAACCCGUCUGAUUAUCUAGGGUUCGACUCCGGCACAUUCUUCGAGAGUCUUUCGGCUUCUCAGCCUGCUACUGCGUUGCUUUACCAGCUUUACUUGGAAUCGGGAGCUGUCGUGAACAUUUAUGACCUAUGGAAGGCAUUCUACACCAUUAUUAGCGGUGAGGAUGGGGAGAAUUUUGAUGAACGAAUGGCGCUUAGUAUAUUUUAUCGCGCAGUCUCUGAAUUGAAGAUGAUGGGAAUGGUGAAGUCGAGUCGACGAAAGACGGAUCAUUUAGCAAAGCUAAGCUGGAUUGGAUUAUAAUGAGACGGUUAUAUAUAAUUUAGCUUCAUAAAGCGUGACACCCAUCCUCUCUAGCAUUGCCCGUGCCGUCGUAUCCUCAUUUCAUCGUAUGUACUGUCAAAUUAGUAUGGAUUCAACCACAAAAGUGUCUUAUGACAUUCUUCUUGCCCGAGACUUUUGCUGUUUUCUGGCCAUGGGUAUAUCGUUAUGAUAUGAAAAUAACCCAGCUCUAUCCCCUCGUUGCGCUUGUUCGCGGGUUGCUGACUUCUGUUCAGAGUCACAAGAUUUCUAAACCCUUCCGGGAAGCUCGUUAAAUUGAUCGUCUAGACCCCAGACGGCGCGAUUUUGUAUUGGCUCAAUGAUAUUGUCCUGAUCCAGGGGCCUGCCACCUUCAGAAAAGACCAUUACUUCUCUCCGGCGACGCCUCAGCUCUUGAUCUGUUGUGGUGCCUUCCUGCAAACGUCUCCCGCCCCAGGCCUGGGUAGCACCUGUAUCUGCUCCGUCUGGCACCCAAACACUCUCCCAGUCAUCGUCUCCUUCCAAAAUACUGAAGCGGCUUCGUUCAACGGAAGAAUCAUAUGCAUCAAGCUCGUCUUCUUCCAAUCUGGCUCCCAUUAGGCCGUAUCUUCGGAGCUGUCUUACUCCUUCAUGAUGAGUAGCUAGAAUAUUGAAAAUGUUACUCAUCAAGGGGUCAUCGGAGCCCCAGGUCUUCAUAAACAAAAAAACAUUACGUCUUCUCGUAUCAUCUUGCAAAGUACACGGGAACGGAUAUCUUGUUAGCCACUGACUCACAAGCCCGGCUUCUAGGGCCGUGUGCACGCUUUCUGGUAAAAGGGCAAGGAGGACGCCUAAAGCCUUCUCCUCUCCCGGGGGUCUGGUUCGCGGAAGUAUGGGAGAUGAAGUGGUGCCAAUCUUC
This is a messenger RNA of Coccidioides immitis RS, 2971 nucleotides long. Its product is annotated as origin recognition complex subunit 3. The record is from RefSeq and is a predicted model, not a curated record. Gene Ontology annotation, biological process: DNA replication initiation; DNA replication. Gene Ontology annotation, molecular function: DNA replication origin binding. NCBI's taxonomy places the organism in Eukaryota, Fungi, Ascomycota, Eurotiomycetes, Onygenales, Onygenaceae. The coding region runs from base 1 to 2076 and encodes 691 amino acids. The transcript is spliced from 8 exons. Gene Ontology annotation, cellular component: DNA replication preinitiation complex; nuclear origin of replication recognition complex; nuclear pre-replicative complex.